GGAACAGGGAAAUACGGUGUGGAGUUGAGGACAGGGGAGCAGAGCUCGAAAUACCCACUCUGGUUAUUCUCAAGUCCAAGUCAGAUUAAUGGAUUAGACUUUUGAUACUCACACCUUCGACUACUCAUCUCACCACGCCAACGGCCAACCUAACUCUCCUAAUUCUGCCCGGACCGAUCUCCCUCUUUCCUUGUUUUUUUUUUCUAUUCCAAACUUUUGCUUUGUACCUAUUCGCUCUCCACCUAGGGUUUACUGUUCCAGCUCAAAAUUCGAAAGGUAUUUGUUGGGCCGAAUUUGCUUGCUUCUGCUAUUUCAAUCAGUGUUUUGGUUGAAUGAUAGCGUAGUCAUCCAUGCCAUAGAGGGAAGAGAAUGAACUGGAAAUCUUGUUUUGCUUAUUCAUCUACUUAGGUUAGAUGGCCUGUAGCGUAUGAAAUUGGUUUGAGAUCAACGUUGGUUAUGGUAGUGGCAACCUGAAUUGAGUUGCAGACUCUUAUAUUCACAUAUAAGACUACACGCUCAAAUGGUUCCUUUAGGAGAAGAAAGUGUAGCAGCUGAAGUUCUGGACAAGCAGCAACAGACCGAGAGAAACAAUACUGGAAAUCAUGUGUCACAAGAGAUCUGUGGGACUGAUGUUUCCAUACCAGAAUCAGAUAAAAGUGGGAAAUUAACAUGUAUAAAACCUGGAAAAACAGAGUCAGUGCGAGGUUCUGCACUUGAUGCAUUCAAUUUGAGUCAACUUGGAAAAUCUUCCCCUAAAAUAUCCAUGAAAGCAUCAAAAGUCCCUGAAACUGGAGUCCGAACCUCACAAUCUGGUCAGGAAGGAAGCACUCCAUCGAUAGUUCGUGAGAAAGUGUCUGAGGACGGAUAUAACUGGAGAAAAUAUGGCCAGAAGCUUGUGAAGGGAAAUGAAUAUGUGCGAAGUUACUAUAGAUGUACCCAUCCAAACUGUCUGGUCAAAAAGCAAUUGGAAUGUUCACAUGAAGGGAAGAUUGUCAAUAUUGUUUACUUUGGUCAGCAUGAUCAUCCAAAACUUCAGCAUAACAACCCAGUGGCUGUUGGUUUCGCUUUGUCUGUUGUUGAAGAGAAACAAAAUGGGGCGGCCUCGUUAAACCCUGCUAAAGGAACAUCAGUAGAUGAGCAUAGGAAACCAUCCACUCAAAAUGAGCAUGUACAUACUCCUCUGAUUCCGAAAAUUGCAGCUUUGGCUUCUAAUGAUAGUUCAAAGUCUACACUUUCUCAAUCGACUAAGAUAAAAGAUGAUAGCGAUGAUGAUCCAGACUCCAAGCGACAAAAGAAAGACAGACAUUGUAGCAAAACAACCACUGAAGAUAAACCAACCUCAACCAGUGGGCCACGAGUUGUUGUUCAGACUCUAAGUGAGGUUGAUAUCGUGAAUGAUGGGUUUAGGUGGCGUAAAUAUGGACAGAAAAUGGUGAAAGGAAAUCUGAAUCCAAGGAGUUACUAUAGAUGCUCAAAUUCUGGAUGCCCUGUUAAGAAACAUGUGGAAAGGGCAUCUUAUGACACAAAACUGGUGAUGGCCACAUAUGAAGGACAACACAAUCAUGACAUGCCACCCGGAAGGACUGUCACCCAUAAUGUAUCCGAAUUAAGUGCCCCUCCAACUGCAGAUCAAGUUGACAACACUGCCAAGUCAGAUGGUAAAACUGCCUCUCUUGAUAUGGGUGUUAGUACCAUAUUGGAACAUGAAAGUAAACCACCCAAAGAACAACCAAAUGGUGAGUUACAAACUAGAUCAUCACCAAACACACCUGACUCCAACACGGCCAUAGAAUCUUGCCCCACCCUCGAUGGUAAACCAGAUGAACAACAAAAUGUUAAGUCGGGUGUCAAAGAAGAAAGGGGUCCCCUUCAAAAUGUUGCCGUUGAAUCGGGCAAUGACAAUAAAAGUUCGAGCUGUACAAGUUGGAUAAAGAGCCAGCAAAAUGGGGAGUCAGGUAUUGUUAAGUCAAAACCUAACCAGGUUGUUGAUAACAAACUGGGUCUUGAAAGCCACCAUAAUACAAGUGAGCCAUUUAAGCCAGACGGUAGAAAACAUCAACAACUGAGUCAGUGAUAUAUCAAUCAAGUUCCUGUAAUUUACAUGGAGACCUUAAAUGAUGUUAAUAUGUCGGGUUAUGCAUAUUGGUAUUGGGCGUUUCUUCAUCGCUUUCCCUUGUCUAUUCGUCCAAGUGAGGUUCUACUUUGGAUGUGGGGAAGUAGCUAGUAUGUUAAAAAAAAAAAAAAGCAUGUAUUGGAAAUAUAUCUCUGUGUGUAGAUUUAGAUUAUCUAUGUUAACUGGAAUAAAAGAUUUAACAUUUUAGAUUGUAUAAGGCACAUAAUUUAUGGAUAUUACAUUGUCCAUUUGUAAUCUACCCCAACGUUCUUGAAAACCCAAAACUUAGAAGAGAUUUAUGAGAAAGUUGAAACUGUCUUGGUGUAGGGUUUAAGGUUUCAGAGAUGAAAUUGGACUUACAGAAUCCUUAGUAAAUAAUUUCUUCGCUGGGAAUA
This is a messenger RNA of Cannabis sativa, 2508 nucleotides long. RefSeq names its product WRKY transcription factor 1. NCBI's taxonomy places the organism in Eukaryota, Viridiplantae, Streptophyta, Magnoliopsida, Rosales, Cannabaceae. Gene Ontology annotation, molecular function: sequence-specific DNA binding; DNA-binding transcription factor activity. The coding region runs from base 521 to 2074 and encodes 517 amino acids. Gene Ontology annotation, biological process: regulation of DNA-templated transcription. The transcript has 5 exons. The record is from RefSeq and is a predicted model, not a curated record.